Molecule: messenger RNA, 1023 nt
Organism: Aspergillus aculeatinus CBS 121060
Lineage: Eukaryota; Fungi; Ascomycota; Eurotiomycetes; Eurotiales; Aspergillaceae
Product: putative Ras family GTPase (Rab4b)
Exons: 4
Coding region: 1-1023 (340 amino acids)
Biological process (GO): regulation of endocytosis
Cellular component (GO): endosome
Molecular function (GO): GTP binding; GTPase activity
Source: RefSeq, a predicted model, not a curated record
AUGGUGCGUCAAAGGAGCUUCUCGAAUGCUUCCUCAGCUCCAUCUUUCCAGGCUGAGAGGAACCAGGAACUGGAGAGUAUGUACGAUUAUCUGGCUAAGGUAAUCCUUCUUGGGCCAAGCGGGGCUGGAAAGUCCUGUGUGUUACAUCGUUUUGUGAAGAAUGAAUGGAGAGUGCUGUCUUCGCAAACGAUCGGGGUGGAAUUCUCCUCCCGGAUAGUCAAAUUAGGCACCGGCUCCCGGCGAACAAGAAUCAAAUUUCAGCUAUGGGAUACGGCUGGAACGGAGAGGUUUCGAUCUGUCUCCAGAUCCUACUACCGAGGGGCUGCGGGGGCCAUCCUCAUUUAUGAUGUAUCCUCUCAGGCUUCAUUCACGGCCCUUCCGACAUUUCUAAUGGAUGCGCGUACUCUUGCUUCGCCCAAUCUCACAGUCCUGCUCGCGGGGAACAAAGCGGACCUUACCUCAGAUGCCAUGCAGCAUAACGAUAGCUUCGACGAUAGCUCCCGGCCGCCUCCCACACCGUCUAGCACGUCCAGCAAGCAUUCUUCCCUCCUCCCUGACUCUACCGGCGGGUCUGUUCGUUCUACAGUGUUUUAUGAAGCAGGAACGAGGUUAACAGCGACAAACACUUUGCAUGGUCGCGAAGUCAGCACUGAAAACGUGUCACACUGGGCAGCCAAAUCCGGUAUCCCGGUAGCCGUCGAAAUUUCAGCCCUUACCGGCGAGGGGGUGGAAGAGUUGUUCAACCGGCUGGCCCGGAUAAUUCUCACAAAGAUUGAAUUAGGGGAAAUCGAUCCUGACGAUCCACAAAGUGGAAUUCAAUACGGAGAUGGUGGCUAUGGUCCCAGCGCCAGUGAUGGAUCUAGUAUUCGAAGUCGCACAACGCUCGAUGAUGGUUCUGUUCAGAUGCGUCGUCGGUACAACAGAAUCGAAGCUGAAAACAGCCGAAGAGGUGGUUUGAGAGAGUGGGAAGAUGUGUUUAGGUUGAGCGACUCUCAUCGAAGGAAAGACGGUAGAUGUUGCUGA